CGUGGCCUCCGCCGCACAGAAAUUUUACCCAGGCUCCUGCUGCACCAUGUACCACGCACUCCGGCUCCUCGCGCGGUCGCGUCGCCUUGUGCGAGUUCCACCCACAGCCUCAGCCUUGGCUCCAGGCCCAGGUGGCGUGGCCGCCCUCCCAUUCCGGCCCCCGAACGCCGCUGGAAUGGCCAGCCAGAAUUCCUUUCGGAUAGAAUACGACACUUUCGGGGAACUCAAGGUCCCAAGUGACAAGUACUAUGGCGCCCAGACUGUGAGAUCCACGAUGAACUUUAAGAUUGGCGGUGUGACGGAACGCAUGCCGAUCCCCGUUAUCAAAGCUUUUGGCAUUUUGAAGCGAGCAGCCGCGGAAGUAAACCAGGAUUAUGGUCUGGACCCGAAGAUUGCUGGCGCAAUCAUGAAGGCUGCAGACGAGGUAGCCGAAGGUAAAUUAAAUGACCAUUUUCCUCUGGUGGUGUGGCAGACUGGGUCAGGAACCCAGACAAACAUGAAUGUAAACGAAGUCAUCAGCAACAGAGCGAUCGAAAUGCUGGGAGGCGAACUCGGCAGCAAGAAGCCGGUGCACCCCAACGACCAUGUGAAUAAAAGCCAGAGCUCGAACGAUACGUUCCCCACCGCAAUGCACAUAGCCGCUGCGAUGGAAGUCCACGAGGUGCUGCUGCCAGGGCUGCAGAAGCUGCACGAUGCUCUCGAGGCGAAGUCCAAAGAGUUCGCCCACAUCAUCAAAAUCGGGCGAACUCACACACAGGACGCCGUCCCGCUCACUCUGGGGCAGGAGUUUAGUGGGUACGUCCAACAGCUGAAGUACGCGAUGACGAGGGUGAAAGCCGCCAUGCCAAGGAUCUACGAGCUUGCGGCCGGAGGCACUGCGGUCGGCACUGGUUUAAACACCAGAAUUGGCUUUGCAGAGAAGGUUGCAGCCAAAGUGGCCGCGCUCACAGGCUUACCUUUCGUUACAGCUCCAAAUAAAUUUGAAGCUCUGGCGGCCCAUGAUGCUUUGGUUGAACUCAGCGGAGCCAUGAACACUACCGCUUGCAGUCUGAUGAAGAUAGCAAAUGAUAUUCGUUUUCUGGGUUCGGGUCCUCGCUCAGGUCUGGGGGAGCUGAUUUUGCCUGAAAAUGAACCAGGAAGCAGUAUCAUGCCAGGCAAGGUGAACCCUACCCAGUGUGAAGCGAUGACCAUGGUUGCCGCCCAGGUCAUGGGGAAUCACGUCGCUGUCACCGUCGGGGGCAGCAACGGACAUUUCGAGUUGAAUGUUUUCAAGCCGAUGAUGAUUAAAAACGUGUUGCACUCGGCCAGGCUGCUGGGCGAUGCGUCCGUCUCUUUCACGGAAAACUGCGUGGUGGGCAUCCAGGCCAACAAGGAGCGGAUUGACAGGCUGAUGAACGAGUCGCUGAUGCUGGUGACGGCCCUCAACCCGCACAUAGGCUACGACAAGGCAGCGAAGAUCGCCAAGACCGCACACAAAAAGGGGUCCACCUUGAAGGCCACCGCGGUCGAGCUCGGCUAUCUCACAGCAGAGCAGUUCGAUGAGUGGGUGAAGCCCCAGGACAUGCUGGGUCCAAAGUGAUCGCAAUGCCUUCAUAAUAAAAACGUGCUGGAUAAACUGUCA
This is a messenger RNA of Artibeus jamaicensis (Jamaican fruit-eating bat), 1621 nucleotides long. It is a transcript of the gene FH, whose product is annotated as fumarate hydratase. Gene Ontology annotation, cellular component: tricarboxylic acid cycle heteromeric enzyme complex; mitochondrion. Bases 47 to 1579 code for a protein of 510 amino acids. The transcript is spliced from 10 exons. Gene Ontology annotation, biological process: malate metabolic process; tricarboxylic acid cycle; fumarate metabolic process. The record is from RefSeq and is a predicted model, not a curated record. Lineage: Eukaryota; Metazoa; Chordata; Mammalia; Chiroptera; Phyllostomidae. Gene Ontology annotation, molecular function: fumarate hydratase activity.